Molecule: messenger RNA, 4063 nt
Organism: Engraulis encrasicolus (European anchovy)
Lineage: Eukaryota; Metazoa; Chordata; Actinopteri; Clupeiformes; Engraulidae
Gene: fam13a
Product: family with sequence similarity 13 member A
Exons: 27
Coding region: 246-3575 (1109 amino acids)
Biological process (GO): signal transduction
Source: RefSeq, a predicted model, not a curated record
AGAGGGAGCAGAAAGAAGUCGAUGUUAGGGAAACUUCUGCUCAGCCCCCAUGAACAAACUUUAACUUAUAAACUUCCUCAGUAGGAUCUCAGGCCUUAUUUCCAUAUGGCACUCAUCAACUUUUGAAAGAGUCCAUGGAUCCUUUAACACUGGAUUUCUGGGAAUCUGCGUGAAGAAGAAAGGAGAAUAUCUUAAGGAUUCAUCACUCGUUCUUUCAGGCUUUUAAGCCUGGGGGGAGAGGGAGAAUGGGGGCCGGCGCACUCACCAUCUGUCACAACAAAGCAGCUGUGCAGAUCAAGGAGGACAUGAAGAAGAUGGUGCAGCUGCCCAUGCUGAAGCCCAGGCCCACUGCCACAGAGGGGGGGAACAAGGUGUUUGGUGUGUCCCUUUCGGAGCUGAAGAGUCGAGGGCUGGUGGAGGAUGGAGUGCCCUUGGUGAUCCGAAACAUGGUGGAGUACCUGAAAGAGCAUGGUCUCCAGCAGGAGGGCCUGUUCAGGGUGAACGGGAGUGUUCGAGCCGUGGACGCCCUGAGGCAGCGCCUGGACCACUGCGAGGUGGUGGACCUGGCACAGGAGUCCGAGGUGUGCACUGUGGCCAGCCUACUAAAGCAGUUCCUCAGGGACCUGCCUGGUGGCCUGGUGGACUCUGGGGUGCAGUCCGCCCUCAUCCAGCAGCAUCAAGAGUCGUCUGAUGAAGAGCGUUGCCAGGACACCAGGACCCUUCUGCAGCAGCUGCCCGAGCUGCAUCAGAGUCUGCUGAAGUACCUCUGUCACUUCCUCACCCAGGUGGACCUGCGCCACCACGAGAACCGCAUGAACGCCCUCAACCUGGCAACCGUCUUUGGCCCCAAUGUUUUCCAUGUCUCAUCAGGCUUUGACGGAAUACAACAGCAGAACACCUGCAACAAAAUCAUGGCCAGGUUGAUCCAGAACUACAGAGCCAUCUUUGACAGUGACAUGGAGAGGAACAGUUGUAUGCAAGAGAUGGAGACUGCCAAUGUCAUCAUAGUAAAGGAAGUCCAGGCCGAGAGACAGAAGUCACCCUACUCUCCCACUCCUAUGGCAAGAACUCCAGUCCCUAGAAAGAAAAAGACAAUAAGCAGCAAUUCAGAAAACGGUGACAUAAACCCAUCUAAAGAAGUGACCUCAGAGAUUCCCACUGUCACACCAAGAAAGAAGAAGGUGAAGAAGCUGAAGAGUGAAAUGGCAACAGGACCACAGCGAGUGUUUCCUGAGCCUGCUGUAUCGGCAGGAGUGCCUCACCCCAGACCUCUGCCUCUGUCUCCAGACCCUCUAGGCUCGAGCCCCCGGUCCCUGUCACCAACCACAUUCGCCCAGGACACUAGCCCCCCUGUCAUCCCAACACCUGCAGCCCAGCCUUUACACUCCCCCAAUCUGAGUGCAGAGUUUAUGGAGCUGGACACUGGUGAGCCAUCCAUCUUAAACAGACGCUGCUCCCAAGAGGAGGAGAGACCAAUAUCCCCUUUCUACGUGAGCUCUCAGGUCCCCCAAGAUAAUUGCAGACCUGAUCGAACAAAAUUGUUGGAGAGCACCAUCCGUUCCACCGUAGAACAGCAUCUGUUUGAUGUGCCAAUGCAUGACCAUCACAGCUCAAGUGACCCUGAAACACCUGGACAACUGGCAUCCCCUGUCACCUCAGCUCGCCAGAGGAGACGCCAGCAGCGCGAGCUGGAAGAAGCCCAAAGACAGCGAGACAGAAAAGGCAUCAACAAGGAGAACGAUCCCUCGACUAUAGGAGUUAUCAAUAACAGCAGUGUCGUAGAGGACGGGACAGAACACGGGACAUCUCACUCACACAGUAGUCCCACCCAGACGCCCAGGCAGAAGCACUCUGCUGUAGAGGGGCCCAGACACCGGAAGAGCAAGCUUCACGCCGUUCCCACGCUGGUGGAGCUAAGGGACAAUCAGGACUCCUCCUCGUUGCAGCCAAAGGAAUGUUUUAAAGUAUCCAAAGCACAUGACCAAGCACCGACAGGGAAAAUGGAGCCUACACAUGACUGGGAUUUGCAUCACCAAGACACAGAUUGUGGUCCAACACUGACUACUACUACCAUGAAGAUCCAAGAGGCUCUAAGUGGCCCGGACCCAGGAGAGAGCUGUGCGGAUGUGCCUCGUCUGGACCUCUCCUCCCUCACAGAGGACAACAACUGGGGAGAUUCACCGUUCUUUAGCGCCCCGUUCCUUGAUUUUAAAAGCUUCUUCCAGCAGUGUUACUGUGAGGAGCCAGUGCCUGCGUACUCGUCCUGGCAGAGGGAGAGUAUGGACCGGGAGGAGGCUCGCCUGUCACCCCACGGUGGGGGCAGACUCAUCCGGCAGCUCGUAGAGGAAGACAGCGACCCCAUGGUCUCACCGCGCUUCUACGCCUACGGCCACAGUCAACAGUACCUGGACGACACAGAAGUGCCUCCCUCACCUCCUAAUUGUCAUUCCUUCGUCAGCCGGCGAAGGAGCUCAUCUCUUGGCUCGUGUGAUGAUGACCGUGAAGAGCUGACAUCAGCUCAGCUUUCAAAAAAGAUACACAGCCUAAAGAGAAAGAUCCGCAAGUUUGAGGAGAGAUUUGAAGAGGAACGCAAAUACAGGCCCUCUCACAGUGACAAAGCUGGCAAUGCUGAAGUUCUGAGGUGGAUGAAUGAACUGGCCAAGCUCAGCAAGGACCUGAAAGAGCACAAGCUGCUGAAGUCAGAGGAGGACCUGACCCCUCUCCCACGUCAGCGGAGCAACACCCUGCCCAAGAGCUUUGGCUCCCAGCUGGAGAAGAAGCCGGCGGAGGCCAAGGCCCCCAAGCCCCCCGUGGAGGCCACCCUGGAGGCCGUCAUGAACAAGCUGCAGGAGAAGAGGCUGGAGGCCGCACGCCCCGACGACAUCAAGGACAUGACCAGAGAACAGAUUGCUGCAGAGAAAGUGGCCCUCCAGAAAGCCCUGCUGUACUAUGAGAGCAUCCAUGGCAGACCGGUCACAAAGAGUGAGAGGCAAAUCAUGAAGCCCUUGUACGACAGAUACCGCCUAGUGAAACAGAUCCUGUGCAGAGCAUCCACCAUUCCUGUAAUUGGCUCCCCCUCAAGCAAACGCAGAGGCCCCCUGUUACAGCCCAUUAUCGAGGGUGUACCAGCGCUGUUCUUCGAUGACAUCAAGGAGGAGGAGGAUGGGUCUGAGGAUGACUGUGAGGACAAAAUCCAGUUCACGGUGACGGUGAAGCCUGAGCUGAACGUGCUGGGCUUCCUCAACCAGCUGGACGAGACCUCGGACGCCUUCAUCUCUCCUGUGGAUGAGCUGUCGCCCUCCAAGAACACCACAGACAUGAGGCUAUCCAACCUGCAUGAGGCCACAACGCCAGAGCUGGUAGAGCAGCUGCAGGAGGCACGUGACGAGAAGAAAAGAAUCCGCAAGAACCUCCGCGAAUUUGAGGACCAGUUUUUCAGGCAAAAUGGAAGAAAUGUGCAAAAGGAGGACCGCUCACCUUUGGCGGUGGAGUACAACGAAUACAAGCACCUUAAAGCCAAGCUCAGGCUGCUGGAGGUACUGAUCAGCAAACGUGACUCCUCAAAGUUCAUUUAGAGGCGCAGACUCAGAAUCAGGCAGGGAGCCGGACUUUCUUCCACACAACAAAAAAUACCAGCCACUCCAGCGUCCAUCCAUCCAUCCAUCCAACUGUUGAAAACACAUUUGCACCAAAUUGGUCACUUUGUUUCCUGGUUCUCUCAGGCCAAUCUGUGUUGCAUAUUUGGCUGAAGGUCAACUCCAAGUGAAGAUAUGGAGGCCCUGCGCUACAGCCGUCUGGUGUCGGUCCACAGCCCCAGCUACUGUGGUGGAGGAGCAGGGUACCCAGUACCCAGUAGUUUGUCCCAUGGAGCUCCUCCUCUGUUGGGCUCGACCUGGAACACCAACCAAGCCACUUGGCACAGCCUUGACUCUUCUGACCUAAAGUAACCUCUGGAGGAAGAGGGAGAGGAGACCGACGGACAGAAGAGGUCCAGUGUGUAGUGGAUGAGACAGUCUCUUUUCCCACAGCAACAUGUUUCCCUCAAUGAAGAUCUCAAGGAAGA